Molecule: messenger RNA, 330 nt
Organism: Adineta steineri
Lineage: Eukaryota; Metazoa; Rotifera; Eurotatoria; Adinetida; Adinetidae
Source: the annotation of a GenBank genome assembly
GAAGAAAAAUCAACAAAUGAUGAUCUUAAAUUAUCUGAAGAUGAAGACGAAAUAGCUGAUGAUAAAUCUAAAACUACAACAAAAAAAGGACCCACAAAACGAUCUGCACCAGCAUCUGGAAAGAAAACAACUAUUUCAUCAACGAAAAAGAAGGGCCAAACUGAUGAACCAUUUGAAGAUCGUACAAAUGACGAAGAAAUUGAAAAUAAUACUGAUGAAGAUGUUACACCAGCUAAACAACCAAAAAAAGGUCGUUCAGCUGAUAAAGCUCCAACAUCAACUAGCAAAACUGCUGCUAAUCGUAGUGGUAAGAAAACUAAAGCCACAUAA